AUCUGGAGAAUGAAUGAAUGAUAAGAUGAGGCUCAGAAGGCAUGGCCCAUUACUGCCUAGCUGGCCGAAUAACGCCCCCACUUCUCCCUCCUCCAUCCCAUUCACAUAACCGUCUUUCUCCAAACCUCCUUUCCAUUUCUUAAUCAUCUUCAGAAACAAUAAAACGAUCCAUUAAUUCACUUCAAUAGAGGCCAACAAUCCAUAACCAUGCCCACAACUCUCAUACUCGAAGCCAGUCCCGUCACCUCCUUCAAAUGGAAUCACCGCACCAGCUUCCUCACUAAACCCCCUAAGCUCUCUCCAAUCCUCUACACCAAACCCCCACACUCUCCCUCAUACACCCUCAAAUGUUUCUUCUCCCCAAAUCACAAUCACAACCACAACCAAAACACCUCCUCCUCCAAAUCUCCUUUCGAUGUUCUCUUAGACACUUUAUCAAACACCUUGACCGCGUUGCGGAAACCCGCCAUAGCCGCCGUGUUGAUGGGGCUGCUUCUAAUGUACGACCCCAACGCUUCUGCUUUGGCCGCAUCUGGGGGUCGAAUAGGUGGUUCUUCCUUCUCUUCACGUUCUUCUUCUUCUUCUUCAUCGUCGAGAAGUUACUCUGUGCCUAGAACUUCGGCACCUACGCCGGGCUUCUCUUACUCUGCGCCCUAUUACGCACCUUCUCCCUUCGGUUUUGGCGGUGGCGGGAUUUACGUUGGACCCGCCGUUGGGGUGGGUGCAGGCUCUAGCUUGUUCCUCAUAUUUGCUGGUUUCGUUGCCUUCAUUUUGGUCUCUGGAUUUCUUUCCGAACGGUCAGAGGGUAGUGUACUCACCGCAGCUGAGAAAAUGACCGUGCUCAAGCUUCAGGUUGGAUUGUUGGGGAUGGGUCGCACGCUUCAGAGGGAUUUGAAUAGGAUUGCAGAAGUUGCUGAUACAUCAACUCCUGAAGGUUUGCGUUUUGUAUUGACAGAGACCACUCUAGCUUUGCUUCGACAUCCUGAUUACUGUAUUUCAGCAUACUCAGCUGUGGAUGUAAAGCGGGGUAUAGAAGAUGGGGAGAAACGUUUCAAUCAACUUUCAAUUGAAGAACGAGGAAAAUUUGAUGAAGAGACACUUGUCAAUGUGAAUAACAUAAAAAGGCAAAGCUCAAGAAGCCAGAGAGCAAAUGGUUUUAGCAAUGAGUACAUAGUGAUAACAAUUUUGGCAGCUGCUGAAGGAGAACAUAAACUUCCUACCAUCAAUGGUGGUAAAGACUUGAAGGAAGCUUUACAAAAACUUGGAUCGAUUCCAUCUAGCAAAUUAUUAGCAGUUGAGGUGUUAUGGACCCCACAGAAUGAAAAUGACACCCUAUCAGAACGGGAGUUACUUGAAGAUUACCCACUGUUGCGACCUUUGUGAAUUCUGAUCUGCUUGCAUAUGUGCGAGCAAUGGGAUUACGAGCAGAAUUUGUGGAUUGAGUAUCAUUGACGGUAAUUAUGCAUAAAGAUCAAUGUUAUGAACUUAUAUUGUCUUUCUACUCAAUCUGCAAGGUGUGUAUUCUUCUAGCUGCAACCAAUGUAAGUAAUGCCGGACUGUCACAAUGAAAAGGUUCAAUCUUACAAUUUGAUGUUAUUAGUUGUACAAAUUACCAGUAGGAUCAAUUCUAAAGAAUAUAUACACUAUUUAUAGAGAAUUAUUUCAUCACCUAUUCAUCUGAAUCGAAAAUAAUGUCUUUUCUUUUUGUCUUGAAA
Arachis ipaensis is the source of this 1715-nucleotide messenger RNA. RefSeq names its product myelin-associated oligodendrocyte basic protein. The record is from RefSeq and is a predicted model, not a curated record. NCBI's taxonomy places the organism in Eukaryota, Viridiplantae, Streptophyta, Magnoliopsida, Fabales, Fabaceae. Gene Ontology annotation, cellular component: chloroplast.